AUGGUGUAUUUGGACAAUUUGUUGCAAAGGCUCAAGAUGGCACCCUCGGUGAUUGACUUUUUGAUUUUUCUGUUCCCGGAUACCCAAAUUAGAUCGAACAUCAGUGAUGCGGAUGACACGGUUAUGACGGUGAGUUUGGAGGUGCUCCACCUCCAAGAGGAGGUCCAGCUCUUGCGUGAGGAAGCCGAUGAAGCGGCCGAGAAUAUGGAGCUAGCGCGCCUGGCGGCGAAGACGCUGGAGGAGCAAUUCCGCAGCGAGCAAGCCGUUGUGGUGCAGUUGCGGCAGCGCGAUGCUGCACAGGGUCGGCAGACCGAGGAUGCUGCCUUUGCGAGACGCCUAGAGGAAGAUCUUCGGGAGCAGCUGCGGAAGAUGCAAGAAAUGGAGGAAGACCUACGCGCCCAGCUUGGGAAGAUGGAAGCCGGCGCUUCCGACCAUGAAACCGUGGUGGAAGACCUUCGGACGCAAUUGCGAAAGAUGGAAGCUGGCGCUUCCGACAAAGACAAGGAAGACCUACGCGCCCAGCUUGGGAAGAUGGAAGCCGGCGCUUCCGACCAUGAAACCGUGGUGGAAGACCUUCGGACGCAAUUGCGAAAGAUGGAAGCUGGCGCUUCCGACAAAGACAAGGGUCGGCAGACCGAGGAUGCUGCCUUUGCGAGACGCCUAGAGGACCUCCCUGACAGCGAUUCGGUUGGUCUGGGUAUUUCAGCAGCCUAUGCCCAGGGGACAAGGGCAAUGUUCAUGGAGCGUUACAGAGCAGAUUUGCAACGCCUGAUGCAUCGAGAAGAUCUGCCAGCGGAGAGCAUCCUUCAGCGAAGCUGGCGAGGUGGUGGGAAGCCGCAAGUCACUGAGAACGAACCGGACGUCAAUUUGGAGGAGAUGGUUUCCCUUUGGCCCGAAGGCCUUGACGGAUGUAUCUCCAACUUUGCCUUUCGUCGCGAAAGUAAGCCGGGAAUCCCCGCGGAGUGGACAUGGAUUGACCACAACCUGAAUUUUUUCGAAGCUGGCAGCGCGAUUCAGCACAAGCUGUGGUUUACGAUAGGCAUCCAUCCACAUGAUGCUGCCAACUGGGAUGCUGCUGCAGAAGAAAAUGUUCGACGGCUCGCAAGACAUCCCAAGUGCGUAGGCAUUGGCGAGUGUGGACUGGACUUCUUCAAGCAUGAUCCCAGCGAGGCAGAACUGCAGCUCCGCACCUUCCGCGCCCAAGCGAAGUUGGCGGUGGAAUUGAGAAAGGCCUUGGUGAUCCAUGCGCGACUCACCACCGCGGAAAAUGAAGCGAUGUUCCUGAAGGAGUUGAAAGAGAUUGUUCCUCCAGAUCAUCCAAUUCAUGUCCAUUGCUUCAGCGACUCCCUGGCAUAUGCAGAGGAGUUGAUGGCUCAUUGGCCGAAGCUGCGCAUCGGCUUCACUGGGGCCAUCACCUUUCGUGAUCGAGACAAAGGCAGACCAGUUGAGCGCCUGAAACUUAUGGAGGAUGGCAAAGGUGGAAAAGGGAAAGGCAAAGACGGCAAAGAUGGCAAAGACGGCAAAGGGAAGGCGAAGAAGGGCGAGGAGCAUUGUCGCGAACUGGUGCAAGGUCUGCCUUUGGAACGACUUCUCAUUGAAACCGAUGGGCCCUACAUGUGCCCCGAGCCCUUCCGCGGCCAGACGGCUCAUCCAGGCCAUGUUCAUCGUGUGGCGGAGCGCAUCGCCGAAUGGAAAAGG
Cladocopium goreaui is the source of this 1698-nucleotide messenger RNA. Lineage: Eukaryota; Dinophyceae; Suessiales; Symbiodiniaceae. The record is from the annotation of a GenBank genome assembly.